UCAGAUGAUCAAUGAGAAGCCACAGAUUAUACAGGAAUAUGAAUCUGGCAAAGCCAUUCCAAAUCAACAAAUCAUAGGGAAACUGGAGAGAGCUCUUGGUGCAAAGCUUCGUGGAAAGAAAUGAAUCAUAUGCUUUUAAUUUAUGUGUUUGUGUGUCUUUCUGCUAAUGGAGUAACAAAAAUCUUUAUGAUGUCAUGAUAUGAAUACUUGUUGUAAGGAAUCUAAUCAGAAUUUAACCUAUGAAUGUCAUGUGAUCCAUGGUUUUGUGGUCUGAGUCAUAAUAUGGAACUAUGAAAUUCUAUGCCCCAACGCCAAAGCUGGAGUGUUGUUUGUUCAUA
This is a messenger RNA of Arachis ipaensis, 338 nucleotides long. NCBI's taxonomy places the organism in Eukaryota, Viridiplantae, Streptophyta, Magnoliopsida, Fabales, Fabaceae. The record is from RefSeq and is a predicted model, not a curated record.